Trifolium pratense (red clover) is the source of this 1770-nucleotide messenger RNA. RefSeq names its product nucleoside-triphosphatase-like. Gene Ontology annotation, biological process: nucleoside diphosphate catabolic process. NCBI's taxonomy places the organism in Eukaryota, Viridiplantae, Streptophyta, Magnoliopsida, Fabales, Fabaceae. Gene Ontology annotation, molecular function: nucleoside diphosphate phosphatase activity. Gene Ontology annotation, cellular component: membrane. The record is from RefSeq and is a predicted model, not a curated record. The transcript has 9 exons. The coding region runs from base 240 to 1646 and encodes 468 amino acids.
AAGCAAGAGCACACCACCAAAACAAUUAAUUGGUCCCAAAAUAUAAGUAAAAGUGAGUCAAAGAAACUUGAUGUAUUUUGUUAAAGAUUUAGACUAAAUACAUUCACUUUUGUUGACCAAUAUUUGCUUAUAUUUUGGGGCCGAGAGAGUAUAGUCACUUGCUCAUGCUAUAUAUAUCAUGAAAGUGCUAGUUCAGAUUGUCCUCCACCGGUAGCUAAUUUAUUGUGACUAGUUUCAAAAUGAGUUUACUUUGGAAAAACACUAAAAUCAUGGAUUUCAUAACACUCAUCACAUUUCUACUGUUCUUAACCCCUGCACCCUCUUCCUCCCAAAAUCUUGGAAACAAAAACAACAUAGUACUCACUAAUCGAAAGAUGAUGUUCCUUAAACAAGAAAAUCUAACCUCGUACGCUGUCAUCUUUGAUGCUGGUAGCACUGGAAGCCGUGUUCAUGUUUACAAUUUUGAUCAGAACUUAAAUCUUCUUCAUAUUGGUAACAAUAUUGAGUUUACUGACAAGAUCAAACCAGGUUUGAGUGCUUAUGCUGAAAAUCCCGAAAAAGGAGCAAAAUCUCUCAUUCCACUUCUAGAAGAAGCAGAGAGUGUGGUCCCUGAGAAUCUGCACUCCAAAACACUUCUUAAGCUUGGAGCAACAGCGGGUUUAAGGCUUUUGGACGGGGAUUCAGCUGAUAAGAUAUUGCAAGGGGUAAGGGAUUUAUUCAACAACAGAAGUACCUUUAAAGUUCAAUCUGAUGCUGUUUCUAUUAUAGAUGGAACACAAGAAGGUUCUUAUAUGUGGGUGACAGUUAACUAUGCAUAUGGGAAUUUAGGAAAAAAUUACAAAAAUACAGUGGGAGUAAUUGACCUUGGAGGUGGAUCAGUUCAAAUGACAUAUGCUGUCUCAAAGAAAACAGCACAAAAUGCUCCAAAAGUUGCUGAUGGAGAGGAUCCAUAUAUAAAGAAGCUUGUACUCAAGGGAAAACAAUAUGACCUCUAUGUUCAUAGUUACUUGAGCUUUGGUAAAGAAGCAACUCGAGCACAGGUUUUGAAGUCCACUAAUGGAUCUGCUAACCCUUGCCUUUUAGCUGGAUUUAAUGGGACCUUUACAUAUACAGGAGAGAAGUAUACAGCUUUUGCCUCUCCUUCUGGCGCCAAUUUUGAUAAAUGCAAAAAUAUAAUUCUUAAUAAAGUUCUUAAAGUGAAUGCUCCAUGUCCCUAUUCUAAUUGCACUUUUGGUGGAAUAUGGAGUGGUGGAGGAGGAAGUGGACAGAAAAAUCUUUUUGCUGCUUCAGCUUUCCAUUACUUGACUGAAGAUGUUGGUUUGGUUGAUCAAAAUGUAGCUAAUUCCAAAAUUCAUCCGGUAGAUAUAAGAAAUGAAGCUAAGAGAGCCUGUGCAUUAAACUUUGAGGAUGUUAAAUCCACUUAUCCACUUCUUACGGAGGAUAAACGUCCAUAUGUGUGCUUGGAUCUCUUAUACCAGCAUCUAUUGCUUGUUCGUGGAUUUGGUUUAAAACAAAAACAAGAGAUUACAGUGGGAGGAGGAAUUCAAUAUCAAAAUUCUGUUGUGGAAGCUGCAUGGCCUCUAGGUACUGCUGUGGAAGCCAUAUCAGCCUUGCCUAAAUUUGAGCGAUUAAUGUAUUUUAUUUAGGCUUCUGGCUAGACAUGCUAGCUAUUUAAUUUCAAGUAUUUCAAUGGUGAAAACCAACCUUAUAAAAAAUUAAAUAAAAUGCGACUGGGCGCGUGUGUGUUGCCUUUGCAUUCUUUCUGUUUAA